Molecule: messenger RNA, 405 nt
Organism: Solanum stenotomum
Lineage: Eukaryota; Viridiplantae; Streptophyta; Magnoliopsida; Solanales; Solanaceae
Product: protein yippee-like At4g27740
Exons: 5
Coding region: 1-405 (134 amino acids)
Source: RefSeq, a predicted model, not a curated record
AUGGGGAAUUCCUUUCUCCUCGAGUUCAAUGUGUCUGAUCGUUUCUACCUGUGCCGUUUCUGCCAAAACCACCUUGCUCUUUGCAAAGAUUUCAGUCUCAACUACUCGCCUGUGACAGGGGUGACUGGAGGUGUAUUUGAUGAAGUGGUGAAUGUGCAUGUAAACGAAUUAGAGAAGCUGAGGCAACUUGGUCCUCACACAGUCGCAGAUGUCUACUGUAGCAAAUGCGAGAAUCUACUGGGAUGGAAAUUUAUCGAAGUAUAUGAAGAGGAUCCAGUCGCAAGAAAAGACAUCGUAAUGUUGCAAAUGGGGAAGCUGCAGGAAAGGUAUGGAAAUCAAAUAGAAGAAGCAGUUGAACCUAGAGCAAAUGCAACAACAGGAGUGCCAGUAGUUAAGGAAAUAUAA